UGCCCGGUCCACUCCACGCAGUAGCCUACGCAGCAGCAGAGGAUAUGGAGCGGUGACGUGCCACUGCGCAGAAGAAUAACACUUGUUUUUUUAAACGGAAUAAGUUUAGGUUUAGUGGCACUUACAGGGUUCCUCUUGUACUUCAAACGCAGAUGCUAGAAUACAGGAAAUGUCAGGCGAAUUCUCAGAGUAGUUCAGUCACCCCUCGCGCCUCUAGAGAGAUCUGUCUUUAGUUGAAUAUUGCGCGUCAGACGGGAAGGGUCGAAGAAUACCGCUCCUGCCGCCCUGGAGACCGAUGAUACCAAGAUGCUAGCGCGAAUGCAGUAUAUUAAAUUAACGACAGCACUCGCGUUGCUACCGUGUGUGUUCUCCUUUAACGUGGAUGACAAGAAUGGGCUGAAUUUCCAUGGUUCGCUGGAGGACAUGUUUGGAUACUCAGUCCAGCAGUUUGAGAACAGUGAAGGGAAAUGGGUACUUAUCGGUUCUCCCUUGGCCGGCCAGCCAGCCAAACGGACUGGAGAUGUCUACAAAUGCCCUGUGGAUCGAGGACCAAACCCUAAAUGUAUCAAACUGGAGCUGCCUGAAAACACAACCAUUCCUAACUUACACGAAGUCAAGGAUAACAUGACCAUGGGAACGACGCUGGUUACCAACCCUCAAGGAGGCUUUCUGGCUUGUGGUCCCCAGUACGGCUACAUGUGUGGUCAGCAGACGUACAUCUCUGGGGUAUGUACCAACGUCAGCUCAACCUUCCAGGUACUCAACUCCAUCGCCCCGGCCGUGCAAGAGUGUGCCAAGGAGCUUGACAUUGUCAUGGUGCUUGACGGCUCCAAUAGUAUAUGGCCAUGGAACAGCAUCAUUGAGUUCCUGGUCAAGUUUCUGAAAAAUAUCGAAAUUGGACCGAAACUGUCCCAGGUGGGCAUUGUGUCAUAUGGAGAGCAAGUCAUUCACAAUGUGAACCUCAGCCAGUUUAAUAACACUCUAUCCCUGCUGGGAAAAGUGAUGAAUCUUGAACAGCAACAGGGUGUCAGGACCAUGACCUUCCUGGGUAUCGACACGGCAAGGAAAGAGGCCUUCACCGUGGAGCGAGGGGCGCGGCCCGGGGUCAAGAAGGUCAUGAUAAUCGUGACGGACGGAGAGUCACAUGACUCUCAUAACCUCAAAAAUGUCACCGCAGAAUGCGAGAAAGACGACAUUGAGAGGUUCGGUAUUGCAGUGCUUGGUGAUUACAACAGGAACAACAGAAGCAUCACUGAAGUGAAAAAGUUCAUUGAGGAGAUCAAGAACAUCUCCAGCGAUCCUGUGGGAGAUCACUUCUUCAAUGUGUCCGACGAGUUUGCCUUGCUCACCAUCGUAGACGCUCUGGGAAGCAGGAUCUUUGCCUUGGAAGCAACGUCAGGUAACUACACCUCAUCGUUUGAGAUGGAGAUGUCCCAGGCAGGAUUUAGUGCCCACACCUCUAAGGAGGGUGUGAUGCUGGGAGCAGUGGGAGCGUAUGAGUGGAACGGGACAGUAGUGAUGCACACAGACCAGGGUACCAUGGUUCCUCUAAACGCAGACUUCCAUGACCCCCUGGACGAGAGGAAGGAGAGCCUGGCGGGAUAUGUGGGUUAUGAUGUGCAGUCGGCAUCAACCCCUAAUGGUGUAUUAUAUAUCACGGGGGCACCGCGGCACAACCACACAGGCAGAGUCAUCGUGUACAAACUGGAUGGGCAACACAUCACAGUCACACAAGUGCUGAAAGGAGAGCAGAUUGGCUCCUACUUUGGCAGCGUUCUCCAGACGGUGGAUGUUGACCAGGACUCGUACACAGACAUCCUGCUGGUGGGAGCUCCUAUGUACAUGGGCCCAGAGAGGGAGGAACAGGGACAGGUGUACGUCUUCAAACUCAAUGAGAAGGGCAUGUUUGAGCACCAGGCCACGCUGAAGCCGGACAACCAGACGUGUUGUACCUCGGCCCACUCCCAUGGCUGCACCAACGUUCGCAAGAAUGACCCGUGUGGCGCCCGUUUCGGCACCGCCAUCGCCGAGGUCAGCGACCUGGACCUGGACGGGAACCGGGACGUGGCCAUCGGGGCACCGUUCGAGAAUGACCACAGAGGAGCCGUCUACAUCUACCACGGAGCCAAGAAGACGAUCAAGGAGAAAUACGUCCAGCGUAUCCCAGGUCCUGGAGACGGGGUGAAGACCAAGUUCUUUGGCCAGUCAAUCCAUGGAGUCAUGGACCUGAACGGAGAUGGAAUCAUAGACGUUACCAUCGGAGGUCUGGGAGGCGCUUCUCUGUUCUGGUCCAAGGAUGUUGCUGAGCUUUAUGCCAACAUGACCUUUGACCCGAGCAAGAUCAACCUACAGCAGCCCUCUAAAGGCUGCAUGUUGGGCGGGAGGGAAACUGCGUGUGUGAAGACCAGGGUCUGCUUUAGCUACAGCGUCAAGUCUGAGAAGGACGACACUAACUCGGGCACAGCCAUUAAGUACAGCCUGACGCUGGACUCUCUGAGGGCGAAGUCGAGGGCUGCGUUUGUCAACAUAGACGAGAAAAGUGAGAGGAAGGCCCAGGCCACCGCCAAGAUCAUAGACAAUCUGUGUGUGGAGCAUUUAUUUGCCAUGAAGGCUAAAUUGGACUUCAGAGACCCAAUCAUGGUCUCCUUAGAGUUUGGCCUGGCUGAGGACACGGGUCCUGUCCUGGAUGGAGAUCUACCAACGUCACUUAACAAAACGAUUCCUUUGGUGGACUGUGGGACCGAUGACAAGUGCAUAGCUGACCUAUCGCUGAAGGCUGUGCCAAGUAUACAAAGUCUUGUGAUCAAAGCGAACAAGGAGAAGUUCCACGUUCUGAUCACCACUAGAAACAGCAAAGACAAUGCGUACAACACCAAAGUUAUGCUGAGCUUUACUGAAAACAUAAACUACGUCAAGGUCGAGCCCAAAGAAAAAGACUGUAGUCUAAAUAAUACCAAAGUUGAGUGUGCUGUGGGAUAUCCAUUCCUCAAAAGCAAUGUAGAGGAGGUCUUUAAGAUCCUGUUUGAAGUCAACCCUGCACAUAUCUGGAAGGAAAUUCAGAUCAACGUAACUGCGACCAGUGACAGCGACGAAGUGAACAGCACCCUUUUUGAUAACUCUGUGAAAAUCUCCAUCCCUGUGAAGUACGAGGCCGGACUUAGAUUCACAGCUGAGAGGCACAUGAAGGAGGACCACAUCAUAGUGAAAGAGGGAGAGCAGCACCCCAGGGUCUUCAACGGCACCAGUGUGAUAGGAGAAGAGGUCAAGAUCAGCUACACGAUUAAUAGGGAUGUGGAUAUGGCGACUCCUCCUCUGAAGCUAAGGGUGAAGUACCCGUACCUCUCACCCAGAGAGAACAUCCUGCUUUACCUGACUCACGUCACCUCCUCACAGGAUGUGAGAUGCCAUGCCGGCCAUCUGAUUAACCCUUUAAAGAUCAACCACAACAAUGUCCACACUCUCAACCUUAAAAAAGAGACCCUCAGUGACUUCCUGGUGGGCUGUAAGGACCACCCAUGUGAGUCAUUUGACUGCUCCAUCCCUCACGUCAACAACAGCCAGGUCAAUGUUACCUUCAGGGUGUGGAAGCCCACCUUUAUCAAAGCAGAGUUCACCAGCCUUCAUAUGAUAGUUCAUGCCACCCUGGAGAACCAGAACACGGAUCUCUUCAUGUUGAGCACCGCGAAUAACGCCAGAGAUGUGAAGAUCCAGGUGUCUAAAGAGGCUUUGGGAGGUAUACCGCUGUGGAUCAUUAUAGUCAGUAUCCUAAUAGGACUUCUCAUUCUGGCACUGGUCAUAUUCGCCCUAUGGAAGGCUGGAUUUUUCAAAAGAAAAUCCAUGGAGGACAUGGAGAAGGAGGACAUGAAGAAUUAACCCUUCCCACCACCCUGUAGGUCUGUCUGUGCCCCACUGUCUUUAGGUCUGUUAUCAGGUCAGUGAGAGGAGAUACCGUAGGAAAUACCACAACAACCCAUUCACCUGAAUGCCAUCAGGUCAGAGGAAAAGCCAGAGUUUAUCUAUGGUUCUGCACCAACCUAUUCACCUGAAAGUGAUGUGGCCCAUCUAUAUGAACAACAUGGUCUACCAGACGUAAUAACAACUUGGUCCGGGUUCAGUGGAAAGAGAAGCCUUGGGAAACAUUGAACUUGUACACUGUGGUCUUCCGUCUAUCCAACUUGGGUACCAAGACCUGGACCUUAAGGACCUAAGCUAGAAGAGACAUCAGAAGACCUAGAUGUAUGGCAUCCUGACUCAGAACUGAUCAUAUGAUGCCACAACCUUAUCAGCUUUUAUACAACAGAACAAAACAUUCUCAGGUUUACUUAGAACAUCCCAAUGCCACUAAAAAAAAAACAGACUAUGGCAUUAAACCAAAGUUGCCCAAGUCCACGUGAACUCUGGUGGGUUUGCACAGACAAUCUGCGAUGGGUUCGAAUCCUGUGUCCUAGUUGUUUGAUACUUUUUAAUGAAACACUGUCAACCUAUGGUAUAUCUUAAAACGUGUUAUUAAUUCUGUUUUGGCACAUUCCUCAUCUUCUAAGCAGAAUGUUUGCUUUUGACACACUGACAUUUGCAACAUGUUCUAGUCUUACAAGCUCAGUCUUUAAGUUUGAUUUUUUUGUUGUUGUAUGUUUUAACAAAAAUGUUCCUCCGAGUAGUAAAGAGCUGUAUGCGAGUGUACCCACCAAAAGAAUAUAUUCUGUAUAAAAGAAGAGGAGGAAUAGAUGCUAUUGACAUAAAUACUUUUAUUCAUCUUGUCACGACAUGGGGGUAGAGAAUUUACCGAUUGCACCUUUACAGUAUUAGGAAAACCUUUGAUUGUGCUGUUAAUGUAAGUGAAUGUAAAGCUUGUACAUAAAGUUGUUUGCAACAAUUCCUAGAAUCUAAGCUAAAACGGACAUAAACCCAGCAUGUAUCAAGAAGGCCCUACACUCUUAGAAAAAAAGGGUUCCAAAAGAGUUCUUUGCAGAGAGAGAGUUUUUUUUUACCAAGAACCAUUUUUGAUCAGAAGAACCCUUUUCGGAAGACAAGGGUUAUUUGUAAGGCAAAGGGUUCUACCUAAAAAACUUUAACAUGCUAAGAACCAUUUUUGGAAGAAAGGCAAGAAGGAUUGUACAUAGAGCCAUAUAUAGUAUUUCCCAGCAUGCAGGGAUAUUUUUUGACUGUAAUAUCUCUGUUUUUGCAUGUACAUUGAUUGGCUAAUACAUUUUAUGCUACACAAAGAUAAAGAACAUACUGUUUUCUAAACUGA
Oncorhynchus nerka (sockeye salmon) is the source of this 5251-nucleotide messenger RNA. RefSeq names its product integrin alpha-1-like. Gene Ontology annotation, cellular component: integrin complex; external side of plasma membrane. The transcript is spliced from 30 exons. Gene Ontology annotation, biological process: cell-matrix adhesion; cell-cell adhesion; cell adhesion mediated by integrin. Lineage: Eukaryota; Metazoa; Chordata; Actinopteri; Salmoniformes; Salmonidae. Gene Ontology annotation, molecular function: integrin binding. The record is from RefSeq and is a predicted model, not a curated record. Bases 307 to 3873 code for a protein of 1188 amino acids.